Molecule: messenger RNA, 3099 nt
Organism: Perca flavescens (yellow perch)
Lineage: Eukaryota; Metazoa; Chordata; Actinopteri; Perciformes; Percidae
Gene: atp6v0b
Product: ATPase H+ transporting V0 subunit b
Exons: 8
Coding region: 234-869 (211 amino acids)
Biological process (GO): proton transmembrane transport
Cellular component (GO): proton-transporting V-type ATPase, V0 domain
Molecular function (GO): proton-transporting ATPase activity, rotational mechanism
Source: RefSeq, a predicted model, not a curated record
UCUUGGCGUGGCCAUAGUGGGAUUCGUAAUUUUGCCUCCGGUCCCUGGUCACAUGCUAGUCAAGCUGGAUCAGCUGACAUCACCCAGGUUCUCCUUUUGAUGCUCUGUCUCCACCAUCGACUGAGAGCGCGUCUUAAAACACGAGUAUUUCGUUAUCUUGGCAUUACUGGCGUCAAAUUUUAGAUUUGAGCCGAGGAUUUCUCGCUGAUCCAGCAGGUUAGACCGCCAGAUACAUGCUGCUAGAGUGGAUGAUGAACGGACACGCUAUUUUGUAUACGGGGGUCACUUUGGCCUUCUGGAGCACCAUACUAAUCGUCGGUCUCUGCUAUACCAUAUUUGACCUUGGAUUCCGCUUUGAUGUGGCAUGGUUCCUGACAGAGACUUCUCCUUUCAUGUGGGCCAAUCUGGGAAUUGGCUUGGCCAUCUCUCUGUCUGUGGUAGGAGCAGCCUGGGGGAUUUACAUCACUGGCUCAAGCAUCAUUGGUGGUGGUGUCAAGGCUCCACGAAUCAAAACCAAGAACUUGGUCAGCAUCAUCUUCUGUGAAGCUGUAGCAAUCUAUGGGAUCAUUAUGGCCAUUGUAAUCAGCAACAUGGCGGAGAGCUUCAGUGGAACAACCCCUGAGACCAUCGGGGCAAGGAACUACCAAGCUGGUUACUCCAUGUUCGGAGCCGGUCUGACUGUGGGUUUCUCCAACCUCUUCUGUGGCAUCUGUGUCGGCAUCGUGGGCAGCGGAGCAGCAUUGGCAGACGCCCAGAACGCCAGCCUCUUCGUGAAGAUCCUCAUUGUGGAAAUCUUUGGCAGUGCAAUUGGCCUGUUUGGUGUCAUUGUAGCCAUUCUGCAGACAUCGAAAGUAAAGAUGGGAGACUAGAAGAUGCAUUCACACGCUGACAAGAUAAAAAGACACUGCUGGAAAAUAAGAUGGAUUAUUGUGUAAAUACAUCGUAAAUUAUUUAAAUGUCUCUAUAUGCCUGGUAUUGUUUUCAACCAUCAUUUAUGCAAGAGUGGUACGUGCACACCCGACUGUCUUGUCUUGAGUGAAACAUGAAUGUUGCAUAAGAAAAGUGGAAGAAAAAUCACCAGUUGCCAGUGUGCAAUUCUUGAUACAAGUGAACCCUGCAUCUCUCCUACAGUUCAGCUUAUUGAGUAGUACAAGCAGAAUGUACAUGAAUAGUAGGAUUUUAGAUCAGCCAGUCUGUAGCCCCGAGAGCUGCCAAGACGUCUUGCAGCUUUGUUUCAUGGAUUGAAUUGCUCCUUAAAUUUACUGAUCGGUUCGUAAAGUAAAUUUUUUCUGAGCACUCUUGGAUGAAUGAUGAGUUAAAAAUGACACCAGAGUAUUUGAAAAUGUUUGUGUGUGUGUGUGUGUAUGCUGGACACAUGAGUUUUCUUUUUUUCCUGUGACGCAUGAGGGUGUUUAACAUUGUGUUUAUUACUGUAGCCUGGUCAGUCAGUUUUUGUUUUGUUUUUGUAACUCUUAUUUGCUAAUAAUAAGCAAGUGGCUCAAAUACAGUAUUUGUUAGACCUCCUAUUGCAGAAGUGACAGAGAAUCUAUGAAGUUUUGGAUUGGAGUGCUGAUCAUGAGUCAUUAGUGUAGGGUCACAGGAGAGUUGGACAUGCUCUUUGGGAGGCCAAAUAGAGUCGGAUCACAAGCAGCAGAUGCUCUAAAUAUGUCAUCCUGUCAUUCAGUUCCCUAAAACGGUAUGGAACUAAGAUGAGACCAAAUGAGCCUCCUGAACAUAGCUGCCAGCCAUAACUUUCUUGUUUUUCCCCAGAGUCUCCUCAAUUUUUUUUUUUUUUUCUUUUUUUUUUUUUUUUUUUUUUUUUAAAACAAGGUUCCUUUUCAGUAGUUUUUACAAAGAUGAAUUGGACAUGAAAGGGGAUUGUUCAUUGUUUACCAGAGGGAGACCAAAAGAUUGUGGAUACCCAGAAUACCUAUCUUUGCAGAUGCCCAAGUUAACUAUCCUGUUUCUCAAGUCCCUAAUAAACCUUAUAUUAGACAAGAAAGAGGACUUUGUUUUAGAGAGCAGUCAGUUACUAGUAUUACCUUACACUCAGUAGUAACUGGUAAUAUCUGCUGUAGUAUCACCAUCGUUGUACUUGAGGUCUUUAGGGAAAAUAAUUUUGUACACACUGGUUCUGACUUUGAUUUUAUGUAAUCUCAGGUCGUCUUGCACCCAAAAGUAUGGACUUAUCACAUAAUCAAACAACUUUAUGAAUACAGAUUUUUAAAUUUGCUUAUUUUACAUGCUUCACAUUGCUUUGUUUUUUAUUAAACUGUCUUGUUUUGAAUGUACGUCUUAACAUGUUAGCUGUUUGAGUCUCUGUUCCAAUUUAUUUUCUAACAUUCCUUAAAGAAACUUAAUGUGUGUGUAAAGCUAAGUCUUGUUUGUGGAUAGAGUGCAAUUUGAAUGACAAAAUUAGACUCCUGCUAUAUCACAACAAAGCCAUCUUUGACUCUCUGUCUAGUUUCCUAUUGAUGCUGACUCGUACCAUGGCUACUUGUGAAUUGUCUCAAAUCUUUCCUGUUAUUUCCCCCCUCCAACCCUUUUGUGAAGUUCUGAAUGAAUAUAAACAUUGAAUCUUAGCACUGGGAAACUGGAUUGUCUUUAAUAUAUGUGGACCUGGCCUCCCAAAGGUGUCAAAGCAGCAAAAUCAUCUUUUGCCCUUGUGAUGGUUUUAUAAUUAAACCAAGCUGAAUCUCCUCCACUCCUUUGGUAAACCAGGCCCUGUACCAAACCCCAGGCCUCAGUCAGUGUAGUUGCUACCGUGUGUGCAUUAUGUUGAUGUGAUGGUGAACAAAAAAAAAAAAAAAAACUCAUUGAUUUUGACAUUGUGUAUGAUAAUAACAAAAAACAGAUCUUCCUUCUGGCUUCAUAAAUGUCCUUGGAAAAAUAAAAUUGUCCAAUCAAGAUAUUUUAGAUUUGCUUCUGAUUUUAUAUAUUAGGCUAACAUGUUUCAUGUUUUUUCAGUCCUGUAGCCAUAAGCAAGUGUCCAGUCGUCAUAGACAGUGCUGUGUACUGCUGUUUGAAAUGUGAGCUGUAUGUGACCCGGGCCACUGACACUGGUUUUGCUUCCUGCAAUGUUUGCUCGCUUCCACUAGA